Messenger RNA from Bacillus rossius redtenbacheri, 874 nucleotides. RefSeq names its product keratin, type II cytoskeletal 1-like. NCBI's taxonomy places the organism in Eukaryota, Metazoa, Arthropoda, Insecta, Phasmatodea, Bacillidae. The transcript has 2 exons. The coding region runs from base 39 to 356 and encodes 105 amino acids. The record is from RefSeq and is a predicted model, not a curated record.
CCAGAAGCGGGGCAGCUGCUUACAACUCCUCCGUGAUAAUGAAGAUCUUUGGCUGCUCACUUACUGCCAUCCAUACGGUUGCAGUGUGCCUGGUGGUCCUCGGUGUCCUGCAGACGACUUGUGUUCAAGGGCACGGUGGUCCCGGCGGCGGCUUCGGCGGCGGCCAUUUCGGCGGCGGCUUCGGUGGCGGCCAUUUCGGCGGCGGCUUCGGCGGCGGCGGUUUCGGCGGUUUCCGAAGAGGUGGUUUCGGCGGGCCUCGGGGUUUCGGCGGAGGGCUCUUCGGCCCGCCUAUCCCCCUGGUCUACGGCUGCGCUGGCUUCUACAACUCCUGGGGGCGAUACGUGUGCCUGUACUGAGUGACCCAGUGUUCUGUCCAAGCAAUAUUAAACUGUAUGAGUGCGGUGUUGAAAUUUAAGCGAUUUUAUCUUUCAGUGGACUUAAAAAAAAAAAAAAACACAUCCAUACAUCUGUACCUGGGAGGCAUAAGACACAAUGUCCAAUUUUGGGCGAAAUGCACUUUUAAUCAUAAUCUUUACCACAGUUUAACGUUGUUUCUAUUGACAUACAACACUAAGAUAUAAGAUAUUAAAAAAAAAUACAUUAUUUGGGUGGAUAAUGGUUGAGUAAAUUAGUGAUGCCCUAUUUUUAAAUAUUUAAAUUGCUCUCUUAAAAAGUAUGGUCUCUGUGACAUAGUGUCUUAUGCCUCCAAGGUACAGAUAUAUAUAAACACAAUGCUUAACAUUAAAUUUCGAUUUUUUCUUUACAGUGUAAUUGUGUAUAGUUAAGUCAAUUUUAUAUUUUAAAUGUAGCAUUGUUGUUACAAGAAACGAUAUUUUUGUGUAAUAAAGUAAAACUAGACUUGCUGUUACAUAAA